Messenger RNA from Fragaria vesca subsp. vesca, 829 nucleotides. RefSeq lists its product as uncharacterized. Lineage: Eukaryota; Viridiplantae; Streptophyta; Magnoliopsida; Rosales; Rosaceae. The transcript is spliced from 2 exons. Bases 1 to 402 code for a protein of 133 amino acids. The record is from RefSeq and is a predicted model, not a curated record.
AUGAAGAGAAAAUUACUUGCAUGGUUGCUGUUGAUGAUCCUAUCAAGCUUGGCCAUCAGAAAUAGCUCUUUCCAAUUGGAACCUCAUCAAGGUGAUUUAAUUAACCUCUCAAGGCUACAAGGAAAAGAAACUAUCCAUGAAGCAGCCAACACAAUUGAAGGUGUAAGACUGAAUGAAUCAGAAGAAGAUUAUGGAAGAGGAAGCAACAAAGAACAAGGAGAUUUGGUUGUUUCAGAAAAGGGAAAAAGAGGGAAGACAGGAGUAUAUGGUGGUGGAAAUGUUGCUCAUCGCCCCCGUCAAGAGAAAAGUAGUGCAACACCCCGCCCUUAUCACAUUGCAAAAACCAUGUUGCACGUAAGCUUCAGUUUGGUUCUAAUGGUUCUUUCCUUAAAAUUUCUCUAAGAUGUUCUGAUCCAUUAGAAACAGGUCUAUAUAUAUACCGAGUGUGAUCAGCUUGUUGGGAAAUUUUCUCCUAGUUUCUUUUGGGGUGGUCUUUUGAUGAUGAGUUGAUGACACACAGUCGAGUUUGCAUUUGAGUGUCCUUAAUUGGAUCAACUCGAUCAUGGCAAGGCCUUUUCGUGUUUGUUAGGUACGUGUGUUUGAAGAUUGUUUAUAUCUCACUAGCUUCAUUCAUGAGUUCGCAGCACUGGCGUGUUGCUACUAGGUUACAUAUAUAGUGUGCAAGUUUUUGAAUAAUUGUCGUCGAUCAAAUGGUCCCUCGAUUUUUCUAUAUAUUCGUGUUAUCAUGUAUUUUCCAUUACUCAAAGAGAUUCGUUGUACUGUAAUAUUAUGUACUCUCUCCCGUCGAGAAUGAAAACUAGUUUGAAGC